AUGAAGACUACGAUUCUACUGUUUUGUCUUCUAGGAUCAACUCAGUCAUUACCAAAGCAGAUUAACCCUGCUUUGGGACUUCCUCCAACAAAAACUCCAGAUCAGGUGGCAUUGUUAAGUCAACAGCAACCAAAUCAGAUCUUUCCUUCCAUAAGUCUAAUCCCACUAGCACAGCUGCUCACCUGGGGUUCAGACCUGCAAUUGCUCAACCCUACCACUGGAUUGGCACAUGGUGCACAGACACUCCCUUUUACCCUGGGUCCGCUGAGCAGACCACAACAGCUGCAACCCCAGAUGUUACCCAUUAUUGUGGCGCAACUUGGAGCUCAGGGUACUCUCCUAAGCUCAGAAGAACUGCCAUUAGCCUCACAAAUCUUCACAGGCCUCCUUAUCCACCCCUUGUUUCCCGGAGGCAUUCUGCCCUCCAGUCAGACCGGGGCUAAACCAGAUGCACAAAAUGGAGUCCUUCCUACGAGACAGGCAGGAACAAGCCCUGCUAUACAAGGAACCACCCAGGGCCAAGUCACAACUCCUGCGGUCACCGAUGAUGACGACUAUGAAAUGAGCACCCCUGCAGGCAUGCGCAGGGGCACACACACCACGGAGGGAACCACGACAGACCCACCGAAUACAGCCAUGAGAAACUGCACCGCUUUGAACCACGAUCAAAACAAGCUUCUCCUGUCCGCUGCUUCUGUAGGUAACUGCCACGGCAAUGAGAAAGUAACUGAUACGAUCUGCACUUGUGUGAGUUUCCAUCCGGAAACUAAAAUGUCAUAG
This is a messenger RNA of Microtus oregoni (creeping vole), 780 nucleotides long. It is a transcript of the gene Amtn, whose product is annotated as amelotin. The coding region runs from base 1 to 780 and encodes 259 amino acids. The record is from RefSeq and is a predicted model, not a curated record. Gene Ontology annotation, biological process: positive regulation of enamel mineralization; odontogenesis of dentin-containing tooth. Lineage: Eukaryota; Metazoa; Chordata; Mammalia; Rodentia; Cricetidae. Gene Ontology annotation, cellular component: cell-cell junction; basement membrane. The transcript is spliced from 8 exons.